CGGAAUCCAUAAAAUUGAAACUAUUGCGUAAGGUAAAUCCGCGAGAAUCGCGAAAAUGAAUUCACCGGUGCCACCCUCCCCUUUUUGGAUCAAGGCACGGAUAACCUUUGCAGUCAUUGGAUUGUUAGUUGGUUUGUCCGUUCUAUUUGUUUUUGGAGUCAAUUUUCACAACUGGAACGUGGCCUUGUGGGGACUUUUGUCAGGAAUAGCAGCAGGGUUGGCAUUAUUUAUACACAUAGCAUACAUAAAGCGAUUCUGGGAGAACAAUCCUUACCCCCUGAAGCGAUGGAUGCUGAGUGGUUGUUUUAUACAGCUGGCAGGGGUGUGCGGAUUUGUGACCUACCUUACUCUUGCCAUCGUAAAUAAACAGGGUUUAAUCAUCGAGGGCCCGGGCUACUAUCUGACCUGUGUUUGGUGCUUUAUGACGUGGAAAUGGGGAUUCUAUGUGUUCUACUUCUCACGGUCCUAUAAACGUUUGUAUCAACAAGUUUAUACCAUACUACCAAAGAAUGAUGAUGAUACAGACUACCGAUACUAUACUUAAUGAACAGUCAACAUAUUGAUUUGAUUUUU
Saccostrea cuccullata (small rock oyster) is the source of this 573-nucleotide messenger RNA. RefSeq names its product heme transporter hrg1-A-like. Gene Ontology annotation, cellular component: lysosomal membrane; plasma membrane. Lineage: Eukaryota; Metazoa; Mollusca; Bivalvia; Ostreida; Ostreidae. The transcript has 3 exons. The record is from RefSeq and is a predicted model, not a curated record. Gene Ontology annotation, biological process: heme transport. Bases 56 to 544 code for a protein of 162 amino acids. Gene Ontology annotation, molecular function: heme binding; heme transmembrane transporter activity.